AUGGCGCUGUGCGGCCGCUCCGCGCUCCUUCCGCCGCUCCCCCGGCACCGGCCCCGGCCCCGAGCCCCGGGGCCAUUCGUCAGCUGCAGUCGCCUCCGAAACAUUCAGAGCAUCCUGACACAGAGCAGCAAAUCUCAGCCUGAUGGAAUCCUCUGCAUUUUAGGGAUAGACAGUCGAUACAAUGAGGGAUGCAGGGAGCUGGCCAAUUAUCUGCUCUUUGGUUUGUACAACCAGAACAACAAUGACAUUGAAAGGACAGGCUUUCCUGAGGAAGUUCUGGAUGAUAUAAUCAUUUUAAUAAAACCUGACAGUGUUCAUCUGUACUGCAACCCUGUGAAUUACAAUCAUCUUUUGCCCUAUGUGGCACACUGGAGGAACUUGCAUUUCCACUGUCUGACUGAAAAUGAGUACGAAGAUGAAGAAGCUGCAGAGGAAUUCAAGAUUUCCAGCUUUGUGGACAUGGUCCGGGAUUGCAGCCGCAUCGGGAUCCCCUACAGCUGCCAAGGCCACCUGCAGAUAUUUGACAUGUUCAUCGUGGAGAAGUGGCCGAUCGUGCAGGCCUUCGCGCUCGAGGGCAUCGGGGGCGACGGCUUCUUCACCAUGAAAUACGAAUUAAUGGAUGUCAGUGCUGACUUGUGGAAAACCUACAGCAAAAUGGAUCCUGUAUCCUUGGAGGAUUUGCUUUUUGAGGAUUUAAUGAUUUUUGAGCACCAGUGGACCAACUUUUUUGCAAAUUUUGACACUGAAAUUCCCUUCAUUCUGGAACUCUCAGAAUCUCAGGCUGGGGAGCCCUUCAGAAGUUAUUUCAGCCAUGGCAUGAUCUCAAGCCAUAUAACAGAUAACAGCCCGAGCCGGCAGCCCUUUGUCCUGUUUGGCAGCCACUCCACAAAGGACAACUUGAACUCUGGCAACUUCAAUUUUCCAUCUGAAGGACAUCUGGUCCGAAACACUGGCCUUGGUGGAAGCACUGCUAAGCAUAUGGUAGUGCAGUGUGUAUCUCCAAAGGGACCUCUGGCUUGUUCAAGGACCUAUUUUUUUGGAGCUACUCACGUUCCUUUCCUGGGAAAUGACAAUGAGAUGCACAAGCCAGCUGAGCAAGUUACGCUGUUGUCGCAAAUAUAUUCUGCUGUUGUAGAGGCUGUGCUUGCUGGCAUUGAGUGCUAUGCUAAAACUUCCACUGAAUCCAAGGCAAAGGAGGUGGCAGAGCAGGUGCUGCUGUCUGUGUUAGACAGCCUUGGUUUAGCCCAGCUGAAAUCUGCUUUACGCUCCAAAAUUGCUUUUCACAUUCAGGCUGUGAACAACCAUGGCAGAAUUACUCCAUUAGAUAACGAGGACAGCCUGAGUUUGAUCAAAACGGCAUCCAUGACAGUGUUUGACAUUCCAGACCUGCUCACAGGAAGAGGAUGCUUGGGAUCUGUUGUGUUUUCAGAGUCCUUCCUGACAUCACAGAUCCAGGUCAAAGAAAAAGAUGGCAGCAUCCAUCCAGAUUCCAGGCACGUUAUCCUGACCGCAGCCAUCCCCAGAUUUGCUUCCUGGCUGGUUGAAGACAGUGAUGUGAAACUGUCUGAAAAGGCACAGCAAGUACUGAAGGAAGACAAAUCUUUCUUGGGCACUUUACUCACUGGGGAUGAUGGAGUUUAUAUCUGUUCCAGCAAUCCACAGGCCAUGCCUACAGAAGGCAAAUUGUAUUUCUUUUCUGAUGGAAUUCUGUUCUGUGAUCCCCACCACGGCAGCAUUUCCAUUUCCAAGAACCACAUGAGUUCCAUUUCUCUCUAUGAUGGGGAUUCCAACAGCAUUGUUGCUGCCCUCUUUAUAGACUUCAAAAGUUCCCUGCUUCCUCAUCUCCCCGUUGAAUUCCACACCCAGAACAACUUUCUGAUGAUUGCACUUUUCCCCAAAAGAAAGAUUUAUAAAGCUUUUUAUUCACAGGUUUUCUCUUCAUGGCAAAACCAGACAAACUCAGGAUUAUCUUUAAGGGUUGUCCAGGAAGAAUUCCUGUCUGAGGAACAAAAGAAAAUGCAUUCCAGUGUUCAGAAGCUCUUCAAUGCCUUGUCUUUUUCUUCUGGGGAAAGAUGCAGGGAGCUGAAACUGUCUGCUGCCAUUCCAGAAUUGGAGAGGUUUGUGCAGCACUUCACAGUCAGCAGUGUCAGUACCAAACCAGUGAUGAGAGCACAUCUUCCUGUCCUUCUCAAACAGUCAGACACCAUUUCUGACAGCAAAGCAGAAGGUGCUAAGGUGAUCAUCACCAUCAUCACUGGGCUGCCAGGAUGCCGUUCCAGUGACUUGUGUUCUUUCCUUGUCACUUUUACCAAGGAGCACGGGAGGUGGAUUGUUUAUAGACAGACCAUGGACAGUCCUGAGUGUUUCAGUGCCUCCCACUUCCAGCGUUUCCUGGCCGGGCUCCUGGAGGCUCAGCAGAACCUUGGGGUCCGUCAGGCCCCCCACAAUGGGAAGAGCAGGAGGCUCCUGGUGGUGCUGCAAGGGUACACUGAUGUCAUUGAUGUCGUGCAAGCUCUGCAGACUCACCCUGACCCAGAUGUGAAAUCUUCUUUCAUCAUUGGAGCAGUCAACACCUGUGUGGAACCUCUGAGCUGCUACAUGGAACACAGACUUCUUUUUCCCAAGUUCUUGGACCAGUGUUCACAAGGACUGGUGAGUAACGUGGUUUUCACAAGUCAUGCCACAGAGCAGAGGCACCCACUCCUUGUGCAGCUGCAGAGCCUGAUCCGAGCAGCAAAUCCUGGAGUUUCCUUCGUGCUGGCAGAAAAUGGAAUUGUAACGAGGAAUGAGGAUAUUGAAUUAAUUCUCUCAGAAAGCAGUUUUUCAAAUCCUCAGAUGAUGAGAGCUCGAUAUUUAAUGUACCCUGGCUGGUACGAGGGUAAAUACGGGGCUGGGCCUGUGUUCCCUCCCAUGGUUCAGAUCUGUGUGUGGUUCAGUCGCCCUCUGGAGAAAACACGAUUUGUGACCAAAUGCAAAGCAAUUAAGUCGUUGCUCAAGCCAAGUCCUUUUUCUGGAAACAUUUAUCACAUCAUGGGCAAAGUGAAGUUUUCAGAUGCUGAUAAAAUCAUUGAAGUCUGUCACAACACAGCAGCAAAUUCCCUAAGCCUGGUGCCUGUUCCGGAGGGGCCAACUCCUCCUGAUUCCAGAAAUGAUCCCAGAGAUGGCAGCAGUCAGCAGGAAUAUUUCCUUGUGUUCAUUGGCUGCUCCCUGAAGGAAGAGGAUAUCAAAGAUUGGCUCAGAGAAACUGCAAAGCAGAAACCUCAGAGGAAAGCCCUGAAAACCAGAGGAAUGUUAACCCUUCAGGAAAUCAAAAACAUUCAUGUGAAACGCCACUUGGAUCCACUUCCAGCUGGUUAUUUUUACAAUGGGACUCAAUUUGUGAAUUUUUUUGGUGACAAAAUGGAUUAUCAUCCAUUAAUGGACCAGUUCAUGAACGAUUACUUGGAGGAAGCCAACAGGGAAAUUGAGAAGUACAACAGGGAGCUGGAGGAGCAGGAGUACCACGAUCUCUUUGAGCAGAAGACUUAA
Messenger RNA from Cinclus cinclus, 3528 nucleotides. It is a transcript of the gene DNAAF9, whose product is annotated as dynein axonemal assembly factor 9. The record is from RefSeq and is a predicted model, not a curated record. The transcript is spliced from 37 exons. NCBI's taxonomy places the organism in Eukaryota, Metazoa, Chordata, Aves, Passeriformes, Cinclidae. Bases 1 to 3528 code for a protein of 1175 amino acids.